CGCAAUUUGGGUUCAUCCUUCCAACAUCCAAUAUGGCGGUGGCGAAACACCACGUGAUCUUGUUUUCCGGUUUGAUAAAGUUUGAUUUGUUUAAAGGGACAGGACAAUUUAAAAAAAAAUCUGAAAAAAUCAGCACAUGUCAUGGCAGCUGCUGCAGGGGAGCCCGUCAGGGAGUGGAGCAAAGAGCAGCUUCAAAGUGAAGAGUUGUCCAAGAAAGAUGUGAUCACCUUCCUGCAGACGAACGCCUCUGAAGCGUUCCUUGCAGAACAUAAACUACUCGGAAACAUUAAAAAUGUGGCGAAAACGGCAAAGAAAGAUCAACUCAUCACUGCCUACGAAAAGCUCUUUCUGACUAAGCAAUUCAAAGGGAAGGACGUGGUGGCUAAAGUGACUAAAGACGUUAAGGAUCUCAAAGUCAGCGAUGGAAAAUCCACCGAAACGAAGCAAGAAGAAGUUGUGGAUGAUGGUCCCCCAAAAUACACCAAGUCCAUUCUGAAAAAGGGGGAUAAAACCAACUUCCCAAAGAAAGGAGACACCGUCCACUGCUGGUACACCGGGACUCUAGAGGACGGCACCGUAUUCGACUCCAAUAUCUCUACUAGUGCAAAGAAGAAGAAAGGUGCCAAACCCCUGAGCUUUAAAGUUGGCCUUGGCAGAGUGAUAAGAGGGUGGGACGAGGCGCUUCUUACCAUGAGCAAAGGAGAAAAAGCCAAAUUGGAAAUCCAAUCAGAAUGGGCUUACGGCAAGAAAGGGCAACCGGACGCCAAAAUCCCACCUAACGCUAAGCUGAUCUUUGAAGUGGAGUUGGUUGAUAUCGAUUGAAGAGCUACGAGAAUUCUGGCCUCAAACCCGAAUGUGAGAACCUUGUUUACAGCACUAAAAUACAUGUAAAUAAACCUGACAUCUUAA
Messenger RNA from Hyla sarda, 909 nucleotides. It is a transcript of the gene FKBP3, whose product is annotated as FKBP prolyl isomerase 3. The transcript is spliced from 7 exons. Lineage: Eukaryota; Metazoa; Chordata; Amphibia; Anura; Hylidae. The record is from RefSeq and is a predicted model, not a curated record. Gene Ontology annotation, molecular function: peptidyl-prolyl cis-trans isomerase activity. The coding region runs from base 142 to 822 and encodes 226 amino acids.